AUGACAAAUGACUCUGCAGGAAUAGCCGGAAGUACGUUACUGUGGUUUGCCAACGAGAGAGAGGUAGAAAUUUACUUGCCCGCGAUGCUUUUUGCUGGCUCCAUGAUGGUGCUCGGACUGGUAGGCAAUGGGUUUGUGUUCUAUGCUUACGGCUAUCGGUUCAAGAAGACGUGUGCUAAUGUAUACAUAUACUGGUUGUCUGUGUUUGACCUCGUGUGCUGUGUGGUCAGCAUUCCUUUUGAGAUAUUUCAGAUCCGUUUUCCUCUGAUGUAUGGAGACGUCAUCCCGUGUAAACUCAUCCGGACGGUAGCCAUGGUGGCGUAUGUGUCGGAAGGUCUUCUGUUGUUAUGUAUAUCCCUGGAUCGGUACUACAAGAUAUGUCACCCAAUGAGGACCUUUCUGAUUCAUUCUCCACACAGGAAUAUCUUCUACACCUUCAUUCUGGCGCUCUGUAUUUCUUGGCCGACCGCCUUUGUCUAUGGAACCAUGACAAUCAAGAUGGCGGCGCCGGGGAUCGUAGCAACAACAUGUUCCAUUGAUGAUUCGCUUGGCGAAUUGUUCCCUGGAUUGUACUAUGGUUUCCUCCUCUUUAUCGUCGUCGGGGGAUUCUUUCUGCUCCUGUUCGUCUAUAUACGCAUUGUACGGGUCGUCUACCACUGGUCUAGACACAAUCUGGGGGAGUCUACAAGAGUUCUUGCGAAGGAUAGAGUGAAUGCACACAGCAAUUCGUCUAAAAUAAACAGAAACCAGAAUACUGGCGAGGUGUUUAUGACUGUGAGAUCAAUCAAUUGUUCAGAACGACACUCACAACAAAUGGCAAACUUUGUGGAAACCAAUAGUCCGAAACGCUUAAUAAAUGUGGAUCAUGAUCAAACCAUAGAAGAACACGGAACUACCAGUAACAAUUUGACCGAGUGUGAAUCCUCGACGUCACCGGAAGAAAUGUCAGGAGGGAACAAUGAGCAGCCAAAGCAGCUAGAUUUAAAAAGGCACGCAAAUAUCUCAAAAACUACCUUUAUAUUCAUAGUAGUAACUGCUAGUUUCGUAUUCAGUUAUGUCCCUUAUCUCGCCACCGAGAUUAUCCUCAAGUGUAACAUAGUGGACUUCCGGAAGCAGAGCAUCCGCGUUCAGCAGUUGAUAGAGGUUGCCGUGAAGACUUAUUGCAUAAACAACGCUUCCAAUCCUAUCAUAUACAGCAUCUUUAACCGAGACUUCCGAAAGGAAUGUUGUCGUCUCUUCUGCCGCCAAAGGGGACCAGUUCGCUAUAUGUUGUCGGUGCAAAGGCGACCUGUGUGCAACACCGGAAGUGUGCCAAUAGCAAGUGAUAGUUAG
Molecule: messenger RNA, 1332 nt
Organism: Mizuhopecten yessoensis (Yesso scallop)
Lineage: Eukaryota; Metazoa; Mollusca; Bivalvia; Pectinida; Pectinidae
Product: G-protein coupled receptor 84-like
Exons: 1
Coding region: 1-1332 (443 amino acids)
Biological process (GO): neuropeptide signaling pathway
Cellular component (GO): membrane
Molecular function (GO): G protein-coupled peptide receptor activity
Source: RefSeq, a predicted model, not a curated record